Messenger RNA from Herpailurus yagouaroundi (jaguarundi), 8368 nucleotides. It is a transcript of the gene ZBTB21, whose product is annotated as zinc finger and BTB domain containing 21. Gene Ontology annotation, cellular component: nucleus. Gene Ontology annotation, molecular function: protein binding; DNA-binding transcription factor activity, RNA polymerase II-specific. The transcript is spliced from 2 exons. The coding region runs from base 2836 to 6018 and encodes 1060 amino acids. NCBI's taxonomy places the organism in Eukaryota, Metazoa, Chordata, Mammalia, Carnivora, Felidae. Gene Ontology annotation, biological process: negative regulation of DNA-templated transcription; regulation of transcription by RNA polymerase II. The record is from RefSeq and is a predicted model, not a curated record.
UUCAGAAUCUGGUUUUCCUUGGGGGAUUUCCACCCAGCUCUUUCCGUCCAUCAUAAACGGCUCUUUUCGUCCACAUUUCACCCACUUUCCUUUCAAGAGCGCCAGGUUUUCACUAUGACUAAAGUGAUAGCAGGAACUCUUCACGAUGAGUCAGGUGGAGAUAAGCCAUGGGAAGGGCGUGGGGGUGGACGCGGUGGCAGUGUGCAUUUACACGUAAGAGCUUUCAGAUUUGUGAUGCGCUGUCUUCAGGGAGUCCGAGGUCCUGGUCAUUCAUAAUUAAAACGUACGUGAGAGGUUGGAGUCUGAUGAGCCCGCAGAUUUGUGGAGGAGGCAGUCCUUUCAGCAGCAAAGCUGGCCUUACGAGGGCUGAAGAGCCGAAAAAGCAAAGGGGUUUGGACAUUCAGUCCGCACACCCCCCAGCCACAAAGGGUCUGGCUGGGUUAUCUCAGGAAAUUCAGCAGCUGUGAUUUCCACACCCCUUUUGCCUGCAUUCCUAAUGGAGCAUUUUAUAUUUUCAGUCACGUUGUUAAACAGGGUGUAAAUGAAUAUACCUACUGUCCUUAAAACACAAAAAUCCAAAUUGUUAAUUGUUUGCAGCUAGACCGGGAAAGGGCCCACCGAUCUUGAGUUUCAGUAAUUACAAAGGUAAAAGCAAGGUCUUCAGCCGGCAGGUGAGGGGCCCGCGCUGCACACAUCUCAAGGCUUUGUCCCGGGCCGCUGGACAGGACAGAAGGGAUCCAGCUCCUCUUAGGAUCUUGACUGGUCUUCGUUUAGCCCUCGGGGCCCUCGUGCCUCCUUCCCCUCUGCAGCCCCAUCACCCGCUUUCCCUGCGGGCAGCCUGUGCUCCAGCCACGCGCUCUGUCUGCUGUCCUUGAAAUGCCCUUCACGCAUCCUGCCUGACUCCUCCCAGGUUUCUGACUCCUGCUGGUUCUGUAGAAUGCCUUCCCUGCCCUCCCUCUCGGCUGCACCUACACUGCGUCUGGACCGCCGCCCCCCGUCCUGCGUGGUGCUCAGCACGCUGAUGCGUGGUGACGGACUGACCUGUCCUGGUCCCACACAAGUCUUUCAGACGGGACCACGCUUCUCAGGCCUCCGUCCUCCGCGUCUAGCCGGGCCCGGUACAUCCUGGACACGCACCGGGCUAGGAGAAGCGGGUAAUGUGAUGACGGAGUCCAGGCUCUGGGACCCAACUCCCAGCUGGCCCUGCUUCUCACUGAGUCACCUUAGGUACAGUGCGUGACUUCUCAGUGCCUCCGUGUCCUCGUUUGUAUAGGACAGGGGUUUGCACAGUGCCCAGCUCAGAUGUUAGCGUGGGAAUUAAGGGAGGAAACUAGCGACAGGAGCGCCGUAGGGGUUAAAGAGUGUGGCCCCUGGAGCCAGGUCACCUGGUGUGAGUCCUGCUCGGCUGUUUAUUGUGCGCGUGACCUGGACCAAGUUACUGCCCCUCUGGGCCUGCUUCCUUGUCUCUAAAAUAACUGAGUACCCACCUCCCAGGGUUGCUGUAGGUACGCAGUUAAGGCGUAAACAUGUGGAUGCCACGUGGACGCCAUGUGUGGCAGAGCAGGCACACGAAUCCGAGCCACUCGCGGGUGUCCAUUAGCGCUCAGGGCAGUGGGACGGGAGAUGCCGCAGCUGCGUCCUGCACUGCGUGCCAGGGCUGCGCGUGCCCGGCCACUUUCCGAGCCGGUGGUCUCGUGGGGGGCUCUAAAUGCGGCUGUAGCCAAAUGAAUGGUUUAAGCAGUUUACGGGGACAGCGGCUCUUUCUCUUAAGGCCUCACUCUGAGUGACUUAUUCUUUUCCUAAUUCCCGAACGUUUUUGCUCAAAGAGUAUAGGAGCCCGUGGUUCAAGGGAUUAGAAGUAGGGACUUGGAACAAAAACAGCGAUCACGAUCACUUGAGAAAAGCAAAAGAAGGACACUUGUUUGAACAGCGUCGUUUGUGGCACGCAGUGGUGGGGGACGGACGGUGUGGGGUCGCAGUUGCCGCACGGCCAGGAACAUGGAAGUCUCCCGCGGUUUCGUCCUCACCCAGCCCUUCAGCCCGUGCCUGUGGUUUCAUCCCUGGGUGUCUAAGUUUGGAUUCCCCCACGAGCAGACCCUGAGACGGGAAUGCAGAGUGGAUGUUUGCUUGGGAAGUGAUCCCAGGAAGCACAGGAGGUCGUAGGGAACGAGGAGCGAGAAGGGGCGCCCGUAGAAGGCACACUCGGCAACAGGUGUGUGCUCACGUUUGGAAAAUCGGACUCAAUUCCUGGAAAACCCGAGCCAAUUUUUCUAUCAAACUUCAUCGCCGGUAAGGACACCCUUCCAGCUGUUCUGCUAGGAUUCGUGGAGCUUUCUUUAAUUCCUCGCCUUCUUACCCUCUACAGUCAAUCCAUUAGAUGUCCUAGUAACUAACUGCCUUGGCUCCCCUGCUACCACCCUGCUCCCCCACCGUCCUGUCUCCCCUGGGUCACUGCUGCAGGCUGCCAGCUGGUCCAGGCUGCGGUCACCUGUCCCCUGCCUCCUUGCCGCGGGCUCCCAGCUGGCCUCCCAGCCUCUACCUUUCCUGUCUUCCGUGCUCUCUUCCCGACAAUGUAGCCGGAGGAUCCUUUUGAAACGUAACUCAAGUCAUUGUCAUUUUUCUGCCCAGAAUCUUGGAGUGACUCUCUGUUUCGCUUCUGGCACAAAGCUCAGUUUGCCUGCGGUUCGCCCAGCCCUGCAGUCGGAGGCUCCCUGCUCCAGCCCUGCUGCCUCUUGCGCCCUGUGCCGCUCGCGCUGCCCUUCCCUCGGUGACUGCCGUGGCUCCUUGCCUUCUUCAGACCUUCUCAAGUGACAUUUUGUCGAAUAAGCCCACGCGAUGGAGGGGUUGCUGCAUUACAUCAACCCGGCCCAUGCCAUCUCCCUCCUCAGUGCGCUCAACGAGGAGCGCCUCAAAGGGCAGCUGUGUGACGUGCUGCUGAUCGUCGGGGACCAGAAGUUUCGAGCUCAUAAAAAUGUCUUGGCUGCCAGCAGCGAGUAUUUUCAGAGUCUGUUCACGAAUAAGGAGAACGAGGCCCAGACCGUAUUUCAACUUGAUUUUUGUGAACCCGAUGCUUUCGAUAAUGUUUUGAACUACAUUUAUUCUUCGUCCUUAUUUGUCGAGAAAAGCAGUCUCGCCGCCGUCCAAGAGCUGGGCUACAGCCUCGGGAUUUCCUUUCUGACGAACAUCGUCUCGAAAACGCCUCAGGCACCCUUUCCAACGUGUCCCAGCAGGAAGAAGAUAUUCAUAGAAGAGGACGAAGGCAGUUCUCAGAAGAGAAGUGUCAUCGUGUGUCAAAGCCGAAACGAAGCACAAGGCAAAACUGUCGGUCAGAAUCAGCCCGACCUGAGCCACACCUCGCGGCCCUCCCCCGGCCUCACGGUCAAGACCGGCACCGGGAAGCCCCACGUCCCAAAGCCAGCGGAAGCACCUCACGCGUCGCCAGUAGCCGAAAAGACUUGGCCCAGAGAUGGCCCUGUGGGCUGCGCGAAGUCCCUCGAGCGUCCCGGCUCUGUGGACGACCCUCACAGAAGCAGCUUGGCGAAGAGCAACGCGGUGCCGCCUGGCAAGCCGCUGCAGGACAGAGAGGGGACGGACGAGAAACCGUGUCUGAGCGGCCAGCUGCCCAAAGGAAAAGCCAUAGAGCUGGCCUUGAAGAGACCACGGCCGCCCGUCCUGUCUCUUCGAAGCGCGUCGGAGACCCCCUACGUGUUGAAGGAAACCGGCAAAGGAGGCGGCCCGGGCGAAGACAGGAACCUGCUGUACUAUUCGAAGCUGGGGUUGGUGGUCCCGUCCGGCGGCCCUGGUUCCGGAAAGCAAGGCAUCGACAGAAGCGGCCCGCUGGUGAAGAGUCUGCUCAGGCGCUCGCUGUCCAUGGACAGCCAGGUUCCCGUCUACUCGCCCGCCAUGGACCUGAAGUCUUCCCAGGGGCCCUCGGCAGCGUCCGGGGAGGUGCCCGCCAACGUGUUCUGUGCUCUGUCUCAAAAGCCGUCCGUGAAAGAGUGCGACGACGCGUCAGCCCUCGACGAGCGGACUCCGGCGCCCCAGCCGCACCGCCUCAGGUCCUUCAGCGCCUCUCAGUCCACGGACAGGGAGGGCGAGCCUGCCGUGGCCGAGGUGCGCGUCAAGACGGAGCCCCGCAGCCCGCUGUCGGACCCCUCCGACAUCAUCCGAGUCACCGUGGGAGACCCGGCGGCCGCGUCGUCCAUCACGAGAGACCUCUCCCUGAAGACCGAAGACGACCAAAGAGACAUGAGCAGACUCCCGGCCAAAAGGAGGUUCCAGGCGGACCGAAGACUGCCGUUUAAGAAGGUAAAGGAGGGCGAGCACGGGUCUCCGGUGUCCGAACAGAACUUGGAGGAGGGCUCGAGCCCUCCUCUCCCCGAUGCCGACUUUCCAGACUCUGACUUGAAUAAAGAGGAAUUUGGUGAGUUGGAGGGAACGAGACCAAACAAAAAGUUUAAAUGCAAACAUUGCCUUAAGAUCUUUAGAUCCGCAGCAGGCCUUCACCGGCACAUUAACAUGUACCACAACCCAGAGAAGCCCUAUGCUUGCGACAUCUGCCACAAGCGCUUUCACACGAACUUCAAAGUGUGGACGCACUGCCAGACGCAGCACGGCGUGGUGAGGAACCCGUCGCCGGCCUCUAGCUCGCACGCCGUGCUGGACGAGAAGUUCCAGAGAAAGCUCAUUGACAUAGUGAGAGAGCGAGAGAUUAAGAAGGCCCUGAUCUUUAAGCUGAGGCGCGGCAAGCCCGCUUUUCAGGCGCAGACUAGCUCCCAGGCCCAAGCCAUCAAGAGGAACUUGCGGUCCCGAGCCAAAGGAGCGUACGUUUGCACCUACUGCGGAAAGGCCUACCGCUUUCUCUCGCAGUUCAAGCAGCACGUAAAGAUGCACCCGGGAGAAAAGCCCGUAGGCGGCACUAGAGCUGCUAAGCCCAGGGAGCAUGUUUCUCUGGAGAGCCCGGUAGAGAACAAGGAGGUUUACCAGUGCCGCCUCUGUAAUGCUAAGCUCUCUUCUCUUCUAGAGCAAGGAAGCCACGAGCGGCUGUGCCGAAACGCAACCGUUUGCCCCUACUGCAGCCUUAGGUUUUUCUCGCCCGAGCUCAAGCGGGAGCACGAGGGCAAGUGCGAGUACAAGAAGCUGACGUGCCUCGAGUGCAUGCGUACCUUCAAGUCCUCCUUCAGCAUCUGGCGGCACCAGGUCGAGGUCCACAACCAGAACACGAUGGCGCCGGCCGAGCACUUCUCCCUGCCCGGCCUGGACCACAACGGCGAUGCGACCGCCGCCUCCAGGCCCCAGGCCCAGGCCGAGCCUCCGAAAGCCAACCACGCGGUGGCCGCCAAGGACGACGCCGCGUUCAGCGACUGUUCCGAGCAGGUGAACUUCGACUCCGAGGAUUCUUCCUGCCUCCCCGAGGACCUCAGCCUUUCGAAGCAGCUGAAAAUCCACGUCAAGGAGGAGCCCGCCGAGGAGGCCGAGGAGGAGGCGCCCGAGGCCCGCGCGGCCGCCAAGGACGCGGGCCCCAGCAAGGACAGCAGCCUGUGGCCGUGCGAGAAGUGCGGCAAGACGUUCACGGCGCACAAGCAGCUGGAGCGGCACCAGGAGCUGCUGUGCUCCGUGAAGCCCUUCAUCUGCCACGUUUGCAACAAAGCCUUCCGCACCAACUUCCGCCUCUGGAGCCACUUCCAGUCCCACAUGUCCCAGGCCGCCGAGGAGCCGGCGCACAAGGACCCGGAAGCCUGCCCCGUCCCCACAAACUCGCCGUCCCCGCCCCCGCUGCCCCCGCCCCCGCCGCUGCCCAAGAUCCAGCCCCUGGAGCCCGACAGCCCGACGGGCGUGGCCGAGAACCCCGCGCCGGCCGCCGAGAAACUCUUUGUGCCCCAGGAAUCCGACACGCUGUUCUACCACGCCCCGCCCCUCUCGGCAAUCACAUUUAAAAGACAGUUCAUGUGUAAACUGUGCCACAGGACAUUCAAGACUGCCUUCAGUCUUUGGAGUCACGAACAAAGCCACAACUGAAGGGCCGGCCCCUUCGGCCCCUUACGGCAGGGGAGGCGGUCCCCAGGUUUCAACCCAAACUGUGAGCCGCGCAUGAGAAACAAAAUAUUUUUUGAAGAGAAGGAAUAAUAAAGGUUGGAAAUCGUUACGCUUGAAUAGAAGCUCGAGGGAAAUCGAUAUUAAUUAGCAAAGUCCUUACUCAGAAAAACUAAACUACGUCGUGCUCUGGACCUUACGGUCGGUCACACGACGACUGGACUUCAUCGAUGUUGAAAUUUUGAUCGAUCCCGGUUGUUUGCAUGGUUCCUCAUUCCACGGUGUCAGUAUACUCUUUUACUGGAGGUUGUUUUGGUUUUUUACUGAUUUGCAGCCCGUGAAAUACUACUUAAGUAUUUCUUUCGAUUAUAGCGGACACCUAAGUUCUGCUUAAGCCUCAGCCAUGUCCUGGAGUCCGCAGCGUAUCAGGAGGAAGGGGAGAGUAGUCUGCAGUGUUGACUUAGAUCUUAGGAUACUUUAGCAAUAAAACAAUGAUAAGCCUCAACUGUAAUAAGUUAUCCUGACACUUGAUAACAAUAAAUAUUUGGUAUUUUGUGGUCACGUAGACAUUCUUUUGUAUGAAAGUUGUGAGGAAUUUAAAUCAGCAAUAGUAAUACUUAGAUUUUUAUAAAGUAACAAAACUUGCUCUUGGGUCACUUAAUAUAAUUAAGGACGGGAGACUUGGGAAAUGAAAACAGGAUUUCUAGAAGGCCUCUAAGUUUGCAGAAACUAAGGUGGCGCUAGGCAUUGUGGUCAGAGCUGGCGCUGGCGCUCCGGGCUGCGUGUGCACAUCCCGGCUUUCCGUUCUGACCACGCGGGGCACACGAAGCAUCUGGCGUCCUCUGACUUACCGCUGCCACAGAGGGAAAAUCCGAGCGCGUUUGGGACAGGAAACAAAGGUGGCACGAGGCGCUCACCGAUGUUGAGUUUAACCUCGUUGGUGUAACAGAUCGGGUCGGGACUCACAUUUACGCUCGCGGAUCCCAGGCCCCGGGGUCCGGGCGGCGCAGCGGCCCUGAGCCCGGAGUUGGCAUCGACUUCCGGAGCUGGGGAGCUGGGGAAACCCCACACCGCGGUCUCCAUGCGCCCUCGACGGCGGUAUUUGCAGCGUUCGGUUUCCUGCCUCUGUCUCCUGAGGAUUUCUGUUAGAAUUUGUUGGAGUUUAUUGUGGUCAAACGUCCUCAGUGCAAUCAUUCUGCUCUGAGUCACUGCUUUUAGUGUCUCAGGGAUCUGUGUGAAAGCGCGAUCAAGGGUCCAAAAUGAGUUUCCGCUACCUAAUAAGGCCCACAGGGUUUGGGCUGCCUUUUUUUUUUUUUUUUCUUCUUUUUCCUAUUUUGUAUGAGUUGCAAUUAAAAGGCUUUUGGGAGGGGCCACCCGAGUUCAGUGGGUGUUUCUAAAGGGAAAACUGUCUCACUCGCAGGCACUUAGGUACGUACAAGUGGAAAUACUAUUGAAACUACAAAAGAGAUCCUUGUCAGGUAGUGCUAUGGAUGAAGUCUCCCAAGUUUAUUCAUUUUUUUUUUGCAAGCUGUUCUUUCAAAUAAAAAAGAGACUGUGGCUGAGAAACAAUCUGCUGAGUGUUUCCCCGCAUCCCGCUGCCACAGAGAAGGUUUCUGGCCUCGGUCUCGUCACCCAUGUUCCGGACCAGCGGGAGGGAAGACACGCCUAACUUUUUAUCCAUACACAAGCAUUUUUAUACAACAGUAGUGGACUUUGUAGAUGAGAGAAAUUGCGGACGAAAUUUUGCCUUUCUGUUUCCUUUUCCAUUUGAAAACUGUCCUAAGUCCCAAAGUAUUUUUGAGUGGUCGCUUCCUAUUUUUGUUCUUAGUUAAAUUUGAUGGAGAAAGGCAAAUAAAAUGAAGUCACAGCUACCGACGAUUGCCAUCUUUAUAUUUUCUGGAAGAAACCUAUGCAUUUGAAAGAUAAAACUAAAGCCUAGGAUUUUACGCGAAACAUCAGGAUGGGUUGUCAUUCACUGAAUGAGUCCCCCUUGUAAUGUGCCGUUUCUUAUUCGGAGCACCUUGGUAGCUGUCACUUCUUCAGAGGACAGUUUCCCUCAGAGUAGUCCCUGCUUCUGGCUGUUAAGAGUACGUGUGACAGUUCCACGGCACACAUCAUCUUGGCAUUGUAAAUUCAGUAUCCCAGGACUUGAACCUCUAUGCUACAUUUUUGAAGAUUUUUUGAUAAUGUUAAUCAGUAAAAAAUAUUUUUGAUCUAAAUACACGCUCAGCGUAUCUGUUAGACUUCGAAAAUUGCCAGUGUUUUGUCUUGUUAGUUCCCAUUUUUGUCUAGGCAAGGAGCGUAAGAUUUCAAAUAAAAUUUUGAACCAAAAACA